ACGAAACUCAUUCACAAAUUUCAUGCUUAAUUGCAAUCAUUCCACGCUCCUGCCAAUACUGUUCACUUUCCUCGCCGGGUUGCUCAGCACCCCUGUUCAUAUACAACCCCGUUUUACCUUGCAUCUUAUCAUUCCUCUUAUCAAAGCGGCAGUCUUUACAAUGUCUAUGCGUUCCGCUCUGAUCGUAUUCAGUCCCAUCCUGGCGGCGCUGGCCACUGCACGUAAUAUUCUCCCCUCGCCAGCCGAUAACCCUAUCUCCUAUGUACUCGGUCAACACGAAUAUGAUGUUGGCGGCAUUCUUCCGAGACUGGUGAAUCGAGCAGCCGAAGGUCGAUGUGGCCCAAACUUCGGCAAGUGCCCUACUGGCCACUGCUGCUCAACCGCCGGCUACUGUGGUAACACGCAGAACCAUUGCCGCUCCCCCGACUGUCAGAUCGAUUACGGUCAUUGUGAUGCUCAUCAGAGCCCCGGGGGAGCCCCAACAGAUGCCGUUCCUCGACACCAGCUUGGCCAUGUGGCGUAUGGUCCGCACGCUGUUCGUUCUUGCUCUGUCCCGGGAACUGUUGCGUUGACCUAUGACGACGGUCCGGGCCCAUACACCAACGAUCUUCUGGAUCUGCUUGACAAGUACGACGCGAAGGCAACUUUCUUUAUCACCGGCAACAACAACGGCAAAGGGGAGAUCGAUGCGCCAGGAAAGCCAUGGGUGGAAAUGAUCCAGCGCAUGCGUUUGAAGGGACACCAGAUUGCCAGCCACACUUGGUCUCAUCAGGAUCUUAGCAAGAUCUCCAAAGAUCAACGUCGUGUUCAGUUGCUGUGGAAUGAAGUUGCUCUACGCAACAUCCUGGGUGGUUUUCCCACUUACAUGCGUCCUCCAUAUUCAAGCUGUACCCCCGAGUCUGGCUGUCUGAAAGACAUGGGCUCGUUGGGGUAUCAUGUCGUCCUGUAUGAUAUCGAUACGGAAGACUAUCGCUACGAUAACCCGGCUAUGAUUCAGCGGUCGAAGGAUAUCUUCGACAAGAACCUCGACCGAGGAAAACCAUCGGACACGUCGUGGCUCGUUAUCGCUCAUGAUGUCCAUGAACAGACCGUACACAACCUCACGGAGCACAUGAUCAAGAAGCUUCGGUCAAACGGGUAUCGUCCAGUGACCGUUGGCGAGUGCCUCGGUGACCCUGCAGAUUUUUGGUAUCGCACUGACGACAACUUCGACAACAAUCUGCUCCUGCGAAUGUCCUCCGAAGUCACAGAGGGAAAGAUCGUAUCGCAGGACGGCGUGUGUGGCAACGGCAUCACCUGCACCGGGUCCACCUUUGGCCCUUGCUGCAGCAAGACCAACCGCUGCGGCAAUUAUACCUCGCAUUGCGGAGAGGGCUGCCAGCCUGAUUCUGGCAAGUGCAAUGGCGUUUCUGGGUCUGUGCCUGGAUCCGAUUCUCGAACACACGGUCAUCAUGUACUUUCUGACAUGGGAAAAUCUGCUUUGAAAUCAGAGGCUUCGUCAUGGCCUCGAAAGGACCCUUAUGGAGUAGGGCUGAUUCUGUUGUCAGGAGCACUUGCGUUGUUGAUAUGAAUGCUUGUUUCAUGCCCUUUGCCAUACUAUCAUCCCUUACUGUAUUCUCUACCGCUGGUAGGGAUUGUCCAAAUGGCCAUCAGCUGUAUAUUUGUUUGUUCAGUGUUUGUUUUGUAUACUCGUGGUGUUGAUU
Messenger RNA from Aspergillus steynii IBT 23096, 1703 nucleotides. RefSeq names its product chitin deacetylase CDA6. Gene Ontology annotation, molecular function: hydrolase activity, acting on carbon-nitrogen (but not peptide) bonds; chitin binding. The record is from RefSeq and is a predicted model, not a curated record. Gene Ontology annotation, biological process: carbohydrate metabolic process. The transcript has 3 exons. Lineage: Eukaryota; Fungi; Ascomycota; Eurotiomycetes; Eurotiales; Aspergillaceae. Bases 23 to 1570 code for a protein of 515 amino acids.